CAUUCUCUGCUAUGAACGCCCUCUCCUGCCUAAUUAUUCACGAGUCAUCUUCACGAGCACGUGUCUUUGCCGCGCUGUACGCCCAAUCAGAAGUUCGUGAUGUGUGAAAGAUAAGGAGCUCUGCAAUGGCUUCCCGUGUUUUGAUUCAUCUGCUUUUGACUGUGAUAUUAUUCCACGUGACAGUUGCUAAUUAUUGUAAAGAGUAUGUGAGCAGCAGUGGCGUGUUUCACUUCCGCUCUAGCUGCAGUUACUUGCAAUUCUGCUGUGGGACCUGCGACAACAGAUACUGCUGCUCAAAUCCAUUUGCCGUUUUAACAGAUGAGGAUCAAAAUGCCUGCACUAUAAAUAACCUUAGUCAAGCUGCCAUUGGAUUGAUAGCACUGGGGAUUUCAAUCUUCGUCAUCCUGACUCUCAUCUGUUGUUGUUGUUGUUGUCCGUGCUGUUGUCUCUACAACACGUGCAGAAAACCUAGAACCGUGGUGGGAACGUCAACCACAACAGUUGUAAAUACGCAAUGCGUUAUGCAGCAGCCUCCCGUCCAGGGAGCUCAGUACCCACCAUAUCAGCCUGUGCCAACACAGCCACCUUAUGGAGGGCAGCCAUAUCUGGCACAGCCAUCUGCACAAGGACCAUAUCCGGCACAGCCAUCUGCACAAGGACCAUAUCAGGCACAGCCAUACGCACCAGGACCCCCACCCCCAUAUCAGACAGUCGCAGGCCCUGCAUAUCCCAGCAGUCAGGCUGCAUAUCCUCCUACUCAGGCAGGUUUCGCUCCUUUGCCCCAGCCAACAGACACCUCGAAACAGCCACCGUAUAACCCCGCCUUUAUGCAGCCACCACCCUCCUAAUACUAAACCACAGACGUCUGGUUCACCUGAGUCGCCCUUUUUCACCUGGUUCACCUGAGUCGCCCUUUUUCACCUGGUUCACCUGAGUCGCCCUUUUUCACCUGAUUCACCUGAGUCGCCCUUUUUCACCUGGUUCACCUGAGUCGUCUGCUGCACAUGAGUCACCUGCACUUCAUGUUUCGGUUGGAAGUUCCGAAUCUAACCCCUGAGCUUAUUGUCCCGACCACGUCUGCUGAGCCUAAGUUUCUUGAGUUUUCGGUCACAACCAUAAGGCCUGUUUCUGAGUUUCCUGUUUCCAAGUUACCUGUGUGUCAUGUAGAGUCCGAGAUGGUUAUUCCUGAUUUCUCUGUGUCCUUUAGGUCAGCUAAGAUUGUCACUCCUAAGCUCCAUAGACUCUCUGCCCUUGCCAAAAUGGCUGUGUAUGACUCUGAACUCUCCGUCCUGCCCAAGAUAGCCAACCCAGAACUCUCUGCCUGGCUCAAGAUUGACAUUAUUGAACUCUUUAAAAACUCUGCUCUUGCUGACCUGUGUCUUGCUAACCUGGCUAUGCCAGCCUCUUUCUCUGCUAUCUCUGUCUGCAGGUCUAGAGCGCCUCCAGCGCCACCCUGGUGUCCAAUGUCACCUGUACUCUGGUCGGUAGAAGCUCUCCCAAGUAUUUUUUUUUUUUGGGGGGGGGUAGUACCCGCACGCAUGGAGGAGGCUGAGGACACAGAGGAGGAAGCCGAGGACUCUGUAUAAUGUUUAUGUCUUGUGUUUUGUUUGGUGUGCUCUGGGAGUUGCCCUUUAGAGUAAGACAAAACCCUUUAUGUAAGGGUUUUGUCUUGUGUUUUGUUUUGGUUUUAGGUGUUUUAUUUUGACAUGUUCUGUUUCAGGUCUUUUAUUUUGAUAUCUUUUCAUGUCAUGCUUCACAUUCCACUUCCUGUUUAUCAGUAUAUAACCGGUUCAUUCUGUACAUCUCACUGCAAAGUAUUGCCAGAGUAACUCCUGCAUACCAAGCGUUUCAUAGUCUUUUUUGACCUGUUGCCUGUUUAUUGGAUUACGUUUUUGGAUUGUCCUUUUGGGAUUUUACCAAUAAACCUCCUUGCAUUUGGAUUCGUCUCUCUGUGUCACUUUUGUAAGCAGCCUACGUUACAAUGACUGUGAUUUGUAAGGAUUUAUAUUUAAAUUUUCUGUCACUAUUCUGAAAUGUUUAAUAAAGCUGCAUUUGGUAA
This is a messenger RNA of Paramisgurnus dabryanus, 2059 nucleotides long. Its product is annotated as protein shisa-5-like. Lineage: Eukaryota; Metazoa; Chordata; Actinopteri; Cypriniformes; Cobitidae. The record is from RefSeq and is a predicted model, not a curated record.